Vidua chalybeata is the source of this 2311-nucleotide messenger RNA. RefSeq names its product suppressor of cancer cell invasion (gene SCAI). The coding region runs from base 423 to 2150 and encodes 575 amino acids. Gene Ontology annotation, biological process: DNA-templated transcription. Gene Ontology annotation, cellular component: nucleus. The transcript is spliced from 18 exons. The record is from RefSeq and is a predicted model, not a curated record. NCBI's taxonomy places the organism in Eukaryota, Metazoa, Chordata, Aves, Passeriformes, Viduidae. Gene Ontology annotation, molecular function: transcription corepressor activity.
CGGGGCGGGAGCGGCCGCCGCGGCACCGCGGGGCAGGGGCAGGGCCGUGCGCGCCGGCGGCCGCGCGGGACGGACAGACAGACGGACGGACGGGCCGGUCUCGCUCCCCGCGGCGCCGCCGCCGCCGUAUCCAAGCAGCCGCCGCGCCUCACCGGCAGUGCGCGGCAGGGCGGGGCUUCUCGAUUGACGGGCGGCGCAGCCAAUCAGAACGGCUUCUCGCCGUUAGCCUGGGCGCGCGGCCAAUAGGAGCGCGCGGGGGCGGGGCUGGCCGGCGCGGACCGGCGCGAGGCGGCAGCCGCGCUCCCCGAACCUCGGCGGCGCUGCGGCCGCGCCCGGAGCGGGACCGUGGUCGGGAGCGGCGGCUAAGCCUGGAAAACCUUAGCCAAAAGACAGCAAACCACAGGGAAGUGGAGACGUGUGUGAUGACUGAGCUUGCCCUAAAAGAAACCAUGUCAUCAGGGGGAGCUGAAGAUGAUAUUCCUCAAGCAGAGAGAAAAACGGUGACAGACUUUUGCUACUUAUUGGAUAAAUCUAAGCAGCUCUUCAAUGGCUUAAGGGAUUUACCUCAGUAUGGGCAGAAGCAGUGGCAAUCCUAUUUUGGGCGAACAUUUGAUGUUUACACCAAACUCUGGAAGUUCCAACAGCAGCACCGACAAGUAUUGGACAAUCGGUAUGGGUUGAAGAGGUGGCAAAUUGGGGAAAUUGCUUCCAAGAUUGGGCAGCUCUAUUACCAUUAUUACCUGCGCACCUCCGAGACCAGCUAUCUCAACGAGGCUUUCUCCUUCUACUCAGCCAUCAGGCAGAGGUCCUACUACUCCCAAGUCAACAAAGAAGACAGGCCCGAAUUAGUGGUUAAGAAGCUGCGUUACUAUGCAAGGUUUAUAGUGGUUUGUCUCCUGCUCAACAAGAUGGAUGUUGUAAAGGACCUUGUAAAGGAGCUGUCAGAUGAAAUUGAAGACUACACGCAUCGUUUCAAUACUGAAGAUCAGGUGGAGUGGAACCUGGUUCUUCAGGAAGUGGCAGCAUUUAUUGAGGCAGACCCUGUCAUGGUUUUAAAUGAUGACAACACCAUUGUAAUCACCUCUAACAGGCUUUCUGAGACGGGAGCUCCGUUGCUGGAGCAGGGGAUGAUAGUGGGACAGCUUGCUCUUGCAGAUGCGCUCAUUAUUGGGAACUGCAACAACCAGGUCAAGUUCAGUGAACUAACAAUCGACAUGUUCCGAAUGCUGCAAGCCCUGGAGAGGGAGCCCAUGAACUUGGCAUCACAAAUGAACAAACCCGGAAUGCAGGAGUCAACAGAGAAACCAGCCAGGCGGGAAAACCCCCAUAAAUACCUACUUUAUAAACCAACUUUUAGCCAGCUAUAUACAUUUUUAGCAGCAUCAUUUAAGGAGCUGCCUGCCAACAGUGUGCUGCUGAUUUACCUGUCUGCCACGGGCGUGUUCCCAUCAGGUCGUUCGGAUAGUGAAGGUCCCUACGAUUUCGGGGGUGUGCUGACCAACAGCAACCGGGACAUCAUCAACGGGGAUGCCCUCCACAAACGCAACCAGUCCUACAAGGAGAUGCACUGCCUUCACCCUGGAGAUCUCUACCCUUUCACCAGGAAGCCCCUGUUCAUCAUCGUGGAUUCUUCCAACAGCGUCGCCUACAAGAAUUUCACAAACUUAUUUGGACAACCAUUGGUGUGCUUGCUUUCUCCAACAGCAUAUCCAAAAGCAUUACAAGAUCAGUCUCAGCGGGGUAGCCUCUUCACACUCUUUCUGAACAAUCCGUUAAUGGCAUUCCUGUUUGUCUCUGGAUUAUCAAGCAUGCGCCGAGGAUUGUGGGAGAAGUGUCAGGAUUACCUCCGAAAAAUCAACCGGGACAUUGCCCAGCUGCUGACCCACUCCCGAUCCAUAGAUCAGUCCUUUCUUCAGUUUUUUGGGGAUGAAUUUCUUCGCUUGCUUCUCACAAGAUUUAUCUUCUGUUCGGCUACUAUGAGGAUGCACAAAAUCUUCCGGCAGGAGACUCGAAAUUAUCCUGAAUCUUAUCCUCAGCUGCCAAGAGAUGAAACGGUGGAGAACCCUCACCUCCAAAAGCACAUUUUGGAGCUGGCUUCCAUACUGGAUGUUAGGAAUGUUUUCCUGGAAAACACACUCGAUGACUAUUAAGAGAAACUGUCUUACUGCAAAGGGGAUUCCCUGGCCACAGAUUUUGAAUGGUGCAGUUUUAUAAUGUGAAAAUCAUAAAAGGAAGUACUUGAUUUUAUUUUUAAAUUUAGGACCAUUAUUUUAAAAAGUAAUAAUAAACAGCUGUUAGUUGAGCUGUUCCA